AUGAGUACAGAAGUUGCCGGUAACCCAGGCUUGACAAUGAGCCGGAUGAUAUUUAAAAAUUAUCUUUUUAAAUGUAGCCUAGCUUUUAAUAUAUCUAAACAUAUAAUUUUAUUACUAAACUGUGCAAUUUUUAGUACAAAAAGAGAAAAUAAUUCCUAUGUUAUAAGAAAAGUUAUGAUUAUUUUUAAAUAUAAAUUUCAGUCAAAAAUGUUUCUGUCUAUUUUUCAUAUUUUUCAUGCAUAUUCUGAUAAAUUUUUAAUUUUAUAUCCAAGAAAGCUGUCUCUUUUUAUCAAAUAUUAA
Blepharisma stoltei is the source of this 300-nucleotide messenger RNA. NCBI's taxonomy places the organism in Eukaryota, Ciliophora, Heterotrichea, Heterotrichida, Blepharismidae. The record is from the annotation of a GenBank genome assembly.